AGCUGUAGGGGAUGGUCAGGAGGCUCCUGGGCCUAGGCCUGGGCCUGACCUAAAAUUGCACCCUGCCAGGAGUGGGCGCCCUGGUGGGGCGCUCUGUGGUGUGGGAGCCCCCAGGAAAUGCCAGGCCAGUUAUCACCCUGGUGAAAGAUGGGUUGGGGUGCCUUAACCCCAGCCCCUGCAACUGGGUAGGUUACCCCUUUUGUAGGGUCUGGAAAGUGGACCUGAGAGGAAGAGUGUGGGGCCAUAGACUCGCACCUGUCUGGACUUCCCCUGACUGGUCAAUGCUGGGGCCAGGACCAGAAGGGUCAAAGGGCCGGGGCCCACCGCGAGGAACGCCCGAGAGCUGUGCGGCUGCGGUUCUGAGUGGCCGGGAGAUAGGCCAGGGCUAGUAGCCAAAGGUCCGGGGGAGACUGCAGCCGUAAGGGGGAACAGCUCAGGGGGCUAUACAGCUGGGGAUGAAGGCAGAAUAGGCUGCCUGAAUGGAGGGAUCUAAGUGGUGAACAGACCAGGGACUGGAAAAUAGCCCCAGUGUCCUUCCUGGUCGGGUAGAUGGGUAACCUGGCUAGGGUGCCAGGAAGUCCUGGGACUUGGUGGGGCCCAGCCUUUUGAUUCACUACUCUGGAGCAUGGGCCAAAGCCCCUGCAGGAUGGGGGCCACUAACGGCAUAUCACUGAUUGCUUGGGACAACUCAAAGACAAAACAAGGACAGGAGUGAAAGGGCAUUGGUUCAAAAUGAGCGCACUGAGGUGGGACACCGAAAAAAGCACACCAGCCCCCCUCAAACGCGUCCCCGUGAAACUCCCCCUAGAGACACAAACAGACAAGAGGUGAGAAAGGGCCCUAUGGUGCCCCUUGGCACCAGAGCUUGGCCUAACUCCGGCACUGGGCACAACGGGAACGCCGGCCCCACCACCUUCCCCCUGGGCACCCCUUCCUUUUGUUCUCAGGGGUCGCAGAGAGAGGCAGGGCUGGAGGGGCCUCCCCUUGCCUGAGGCAGGAUCAAGCCUCUCCAAGCGGCCCCCGUGACGGACCACCCGACUCCUUCACACGCCGCAGGCCCGGGCCGGGGGAGGCUCCAGUGCGUGCCGGGCCGUGGCGGGGCGGGGCUGCAGCCAGGUGAGGCGGCCCCUCCCUGCCGCCGGCUCCAGGUGCAGGAGGGCAGCCAGGAGGGCGGGGGGGAAGAUGGCGGAGUCGCAGCUGCGGUGCCUGGACGAGGCGCACGUGAACGAGCGGCUGUCGCCGGCCCAGCCCGGCUUCUACUACAGCGAGGAGCGGCGCCGCGCCCUGGAGGCGCUGGUGGCGCGGGGCGAGGCGGCGUACGGCCAGCGCCUGCAGCAGCUGCAGCUGUCCCCCUUCCUGUCUGCCCACGAGCUGCCGGCGCUGCGGGCCGCCUUGCGCCCCUACGAAGAGCCCGGGCCGGGGCGGGGGCCGGCGGGCGAGGUGGCGUCGCUGACCUACUGGCCCGAGCGCUCCGACACCGAGGUGCCGCCGCUGGACCUGGGCUGGACCGAGCGCCCCUUCUACCGUGGCCUCGGCCGGGUCGAGCUCUUCACGCAGCCGCGCAAGGACGAGGCCGCCCCGCACCUCAAGGAGGUGGCGCGGACCAUGAUCCAGCAGGCGCGCAAGAUCAUUGCAGUCGUAAUGGACCUGUUUACUGACAGAGACAUCUUCCAGGAUAUUGUGGAUGCAGCAUACAAGUGCCGGAUCCCAGUCUAUAUGAUCUUGGAUGAGGAGGGGGUGAAGUACUUUCUGGAGAUGUGCAAGUGCAUGGAACUCAGUGACUUCCAUAUCCGGAACAUCCGCGUGCGCUUUGUGACAGGAGUUGGGUUCUACAUGCCACUGGGGAAGAUCAAAGGGACAUUGGCCUCCCGGUUCCUGAUGGUGGAUGGUGAAAAAGUGGCCACUGGGUCAUUCAGCUUCACAUGGAGCUCCUCACAUAUAGACAGAAACAUCCUCCUGCUGUUGACAGGGCAACAUGUAGAGAUGUUUGAUGUUGAGUUUCGAGAGCUCUAUGCCAUCUCAGAGGAGGUUGACCUCUACCAGGAGCUGAACAUUGCUAACCCUUUCCAAAUAGGAGCUGAGAAAUCAAGACUUUACUCCUCCACUGUGUCUCGUAAGAUCAUCAACCCCAAAUAUGGUCUAGUGGCAGGGGCUGCCCCUCGUGAAAUGAUGCUUCGGGCCCUGCGCCAGAAGCAGGAGAUACAGGGGAAAUUGGAAAAAAAGGAGGAAGAAAGUGAGUCAAAGAAGCGGCUGAACAAGUUUCUGAAUGACCUGAUCACAGUGGAGCAAAUACUACCAGAAAUUGAACCACCUCUUGAAAACUUGAACAAAGGAAGCCGGAGUCCUCAGAAAUUGCUUUCCAGGUUCCAUUUUGAUAUGAAAUACAAGUCUAAAUCUAAGGAGUCCCUUCGUGACACCAAGAAGAAUGAUGUUGCUAAUGGGCAGACCGGCUCCAAGCAGGGUAAAAGGUUCGGUAGUGGGUUUUUCAGCUGGAGGGCAAAACGGCCCCCAGCCUCGGACACUGAGGCCAAUUCUUUUGCCAGUGAAGGGCUCUCAGAAGAGUAUGUGCUUGUGAAGGCACAGGAAGAGGACCUGAUCAGCUUUAGACCUGUCAGUGUUCGGAGCAGCGCCUCAGGUAAAAAUUCCCUCACGGGAAAUAAAACCAAACAGUCAGCCUGUGUGGUGUCCUAGUCAUGAGAACCGAAGACCAGACAAGAGCAUCUGAUGGAAUGUACAACUGUUUACUCCUUUACCGCCUGCAGCCUUGUUCUCACACAAUGGUCUGUCAAACCUCCGUUUUGUCCAGGAUGCAUCUGGUACCACCAGUUCAAGCACGUGUGCUGAGUAAGGCAUAGGGUCUGGAUGGUUCCUAUGUGAGGGAUAGCAAGAGAAAUGUUAGUUCAUAUUGAAUAAACUGUGAUAAGGGGUUUCAGAGCUCAACCUCAUUGAGAUGAAUGUAAGAGAGCUUCCCAUGCCUUAGUGCUACUUUUUUGGUCUGUCUGGCUACAGACUCAAAGCACAGCACUGCAUAAUUUACUAUACUGUAAGGAUGUAUUGGUCUGAUGGGGUAGAGGCUUGGAUCACAUUGGAAAUUCUGGAGAAAAUGGUAAAAUUUGCAGAUCAGGUGAAUUUACCUUGUCUGUGGAUUUCUGUUGUCCUUCAGCAGCAGAGACCUGUUAAAGGAUGAUUUGAUUGUUGGGGAAGGAGUGUUUGGCUUCAGAGGACCAGCUGGCAUGCUAGCUUUUCUUUUCCUGCCAUAAAACCAACAACUCAGCUAGAUGAUAUGGUAGCAACCUUUACUCAAGACAGCACAGAGGUUGGAAUAUUAGAGGUUGCUUCAGACUAGAGCUGAGAUGCUCUGUGAGAGCUCAAGACUAGGACAGCAAAGUCCUGCCAAAUUCUGAAGGUGAAUGGGCAGAACUGAGGGGAAAGAUGCAAGCAAGGACAGCUGCUGUAACAAUUGGUUCUACUGUUAAUCCUGUGACAUUUUAAACAGAAUAGUAAAUAAAUAAGUAAAAGUGCACUCUUGGAGGCUGACAAGAACAAGGGGGUUAGAGUAUUUUUAGCUGUCUGGUUUAAAAAUAAAGGAUUCUGUGGAUGUAGCAAAGGCGCAGGUUAUUUUGCACAACCCAUUGGGUUUGAUAUGGGAACUACCAUUUUCCUUUGCCUUCAUGCCAUACAAAUUACCACAAUAUGGUGCUGUUAUGACAAUGUGUACACAUUUGAUCUAUUUAUUUUUCUUAUUAACUUUUUAAUCCAUAUGUAUAUAUUGAGCACAGAGAGAAGGUAAGUGGGCUUUGUCAAAGAAUAUAAACAAAGUUUAGCAUGUGUUUCUAUUGUACUUAGAAUCCACAGUAAAAGAAAUACCCAGUGGAGCAUCUUGGAGGUUAGGUUACUUGGGCACUGUGGUUGCUUGUAUGAUGAGCAGGGAUCUGGGUUUUCUGUUUCCCAUGGGAAAAUGGAGAAAAACGCGGAUUUCCCCCUUUACCUGAGGAAACAGCAUAUUUUUCAUUUUAACAGAGAAACCUACAGAUUUUGCACUUUUGCAAAGAGCUCACUGCAGGCUGACAGAGUUCCAGCCUGCAAGGGGCUGGGGGGAAGUGUGAGGAGGGGGGUCAGGCAGGGGGCACCAUGUGCAUGUAUAUCAGGGGUGGGCAAUUAUUUUAGCUGGAAGGCUGCUUAACAAGUUUUAGUGAGCUGUCAAGUGCCACAAGCGUAGCCCUGCCCCUUGACAGGUACCCUGCCCCCUGGCCGCCAUCGUGGAACCAGAAGUCCUUCCCCCCUAGCCCCUGAUCUUUGCCACUGGAACUCCCUCCCCUUGCUCCCAGAAGUACUCCUUUUGGCAAGGGGGUUUGCCAUCUUGGUACUAGAAAAAAACCAAAUUAUAUUCUUAAAUCAAACAUCUGCUACAAUAUACAUUAAUUGGAAUUCAAAAAAUCUUUUUGUCCUGAUUUAUGCGUGUGCAUAGUAUACAUGGAAGUGAUUGCAUAAUAGCUUAAAAUGAAGUCUUACUUUUGUAUAUUGGGUGGGGAUGGAAGAGCGAGGGGGAAUGGGUGUGUGUGGGUACAGAGUU
Messenger RNA from Alligator mississippiensis (American alligator), 4573 nucleotides. It is a transcript of the gene SACK1F, whose product is annotated as family with sequence similarity 83 member F. The record is from RefSeq and is a predicted model, not a curated record. Bases 1183 to 2691 code for a protein of 502 amino acids. NCBI's taxonomy places the organism in Eukaryota, Metazoa, Chordata, Crocodylia, Alligatoridae. The transcript has 5 exons.